GUGGAACCGGCAUAGAGAUAAGCUGCUCUGUCAUCCAUUCUCCUUUCCAUCCGCCAUUUCCAAUCAAUAUGACUAAGCUUGCGCUCCUCGUCCGAGGAACUGCAGUACUACUUUGUCUAUUGAUCUUCCAAGUAGCAUCCACUUCCCAUGGCCAAGCGAGUGGGUCGGGAGCCUGCAUCGGCAGCGAGCGAGAUGCGCUUCUGUCCUUCAAGGCAAGCCUCCUAGACCCUGCUGGCCGUCUCUCGUCAUGGCAGGGUGAGGAUUGUUGCCAGUGGAAGGGAGUCCGGUGCAGCAACAGAACGGGCCAUCUCAUCAAGCUCAACCUCCGCAACAUCGACAUGGAAGACUACAUGCGCUACUACAUGUACGACUACAGCGACUACAACUACCCAAACAGGAGCAGAUCAUUGAGCUUGUCGGCGGGCGAGAUGAGCUCUUCUUUGGCUACUUUACAACACCUGAGGUAUCUUGACCUGAGCUGGAAUGACUUCAAUGGCACAAGCAUCCCUGUCUUCUUGUCUUCUCUCAAGAACCUAAGGUAUCUCAACCUCUCGACGGCAGGAUUCAGUGGGAGAAUACCUUCUCAACUUGGCAAUCUCUCAAAAUUGCAAUAUCUUGAUAUCAGUUGGAAUUAUUAUUAUUAUGGAAAUAAGUCUUACAUAUUGGAUCUUGCAUGGUUGCCACGUCUCUCUUUGUUGAGCCAUCUUGACAUGAGUUAUGUGGAUCUUGGUUCUGCGAGGGAUUGGUUUCAGAGAGUUAAUAUGCUUCCUUCUCUUAAAGUGCUUCGCAUGUCCGACUGUGGACUCAAUGGUACCGUGUCUGCUACUAUAUCAAUUUCCAACCUCACACAUCUCGAGGUCCUUGAUGUGUCCUGUAACACCUUCAGAAUACCUUCCCAAUUUGGAAAUCUCUCAAAGCUGCAAUAUCUUGAUGUCAGUUGGAAUUAUUAUUCUGAUGUGGCUCUUGCAUGGUUGCCACGUCUCUCUUUGUUGAGCCAUCUUGACAUGAGUUAUGUGGAUCUUGGUUCUGCGAGGGAUUGGUUUCAGAGAGUUAAUAUGCUUCCUUCUCUUAAAGUGCUUCGCAUGUCCGACUGUGGACUCAAUGGUACCGUGUCUGCUACUAUAUCAAUUUCCAACCUCACACAUCUCGAGGUCCUUGAUGUGUCCUGUAACACCUUCAGAAUACCUUCCCAAUUUGGAAAUCUCUCAAAGCUGCAAUAUCUUGAUGUCAGUUGGAAUUAUUAUUCUGAUGUGGCUCUUGCAUGGUUGCCACGUCUCUCUUUGUUGAGCCAUCUUGACAUGAGUUAUGUGGAUCUUGGUUCUGCGAGGGAUUGGUUUCAGAGAGUUAAUAUGCUUCCUUCUCUUAAAGUGCUUCGCAUGUCCGACUGUGGACUCAAUGGUACCGUGUCUGCUACUAUAUCAAUUUCCAACCUCACACAUCUCGAGGUCCUUGAUGUGUCCUGUAACACCUUCAGAAUACCUUCCCAAUUUGGAAAUCUCUCAAAGCUGCAAUAUCUUGAUGUCAGUUGGAAUUAUUAUUCUGAUGUGGCUCUUGCAUGGUUGCCACGUCUCUCUUUGUUGAGCCAUCUUGACAUGAGUUAUGUGGAUCUUGGUUCUGCGAGGGAUUGGUUUCAGAGAGUUAAUAUGCUUCCUUCUCUUAAAGUGCUUCGCAUGUCCGACUGUGGACUCAAUGGUACCGUGUCUGCUACUAUAUCAAUUUCCAACCUCACACAUCUCGAGGUCCUUGAUGUGUCCUGUAACACCUUCAGAAUACCUUCCCAAUUUGGAAAUCUCUCAAAGCUGCAAUAUCUUGAUGUCAGUUGGAAUUAUUAUUCUGAUGUGGCUCUUGCAUGGUUGCCACGUCUCUCUUUGUUGAGCCAUCUUGACAUGAGUUAUGUGGAUCUUGGUUCUGCGAGGGAUUGGUUUCGGAGUGUUAAUAUGCUUCCUUCUCUUAAAGUGCUUGGCUUGUCUCAUUGUGGACUCAACAGUACCAUGUCUGCUAGUAUAUCACUUUCCAACCUCACACAUCUCGAAGUCCUUGAUAUGUCUGGUAACAACUUCUAUACUUCACUCAAGCAUGCAUGGUUUUGGAAUCUCAAAAGCCUUAAGGAGCUUCAACUCUCAGGGUCAGGCUGGGUAGGGUCCAUUCCUAGUGAUUUGGCAAACAUGACGUCCCUUGAAGUCAUAGACCUGAGUUUCAAUCAGCUCGUGGGUUUGCUACCAAACAAAUUAGAAAAUUUGUGCAAUUUGACAAGGAUGAGGUUCAAUUAUAACAACAUAGGUUCAAGCAUAGGGGAGUUCAUGGGGCGAUUGCCAAAGUGCUCAUGGAAUAAACUGCAAGAAUUGUCAGUGUGCGGUGGAAAUAUGAUGGGGAAUCUGCCCACUUGGAUAGGGAACAUGACUAAUCUUAGUGUUCUUGAAGCAUCUGAAAACAUGUUGACUGGCCCUCUGCCUGUAGGACUUGGAGCACUGGGUAAUUUGGAAAUGUUGGGCCUCAGCUACAAUAAGUUCAGCGGUGUGCUAUUGAAAGAACAUUUUGCAAGUUUAGGCAACUUAAAGGUUUUGGAGCUCAGCUACAAUAACUUCAGCAGUGUGAAAGAACAAUUUGCAAGCUUAGGCAAAUUAGAGCAAUUGGACCUUAGCCACAAUAACUUGAGCGGUGUGCUAUUGAAAGAACAUUUUGCUGGUUUAGGCAACUUGAAGGUUUUGGAUCUCAGCUACAAUAACUUCAACAGUGUGAAAGAACAAUUUGCAAGCUUAGGCAAAUUAGAGAAUUUGGACCUUAGCCACAAUAACUUGAGUGGUGUGCUAGUGAAAGAACAUUUUGCUGGUUUAGGCAACUUAAAGGUCUUGGAUCUCAGCUACAAUAACUUCAACAGUGUGAAAGAACAAGUUGCAAGCUUAGGCAAAUUAGAGCAUUUGGACCUUAGUCACAAUAACUUGAGCGGUGUGCUAUUGAAAGAACAUUUUGCUGGUUUAGGCAACUUAAAGGUCUUGGAUCUCAGCUACAAUAACUUCAACAGUGUGAAAGAACAAGUUGCAAGCUUAGGCAAAUUAGAGCAUUUGGACCUUAGUCACAAUAACUUGAGCGGUGUGCUAUUGAAAGAACAUUUUGCUGGUUUAGGCAACUUAAAGGUUUUGGAGCUCAGCUACAAUAACUUCAACAGUGUGAAAGAACAAUUUGCAAGCUUAGGAAAAUUAGAGAAUUUGAACCUCAGCCACAAUAACUUCAGAGGUGUGCUCUUGAAAGAAAAAUUUGCAAGUCUGGGCAACUUAAAGCUUUUGGACCUCAGCUACAACAAAUUCAGUGGCGUGCUCUUCAAGGAAGAUUUUGCAAGUUUAGGUAAUUUGGAGCAUUUGGACCUCAGCUAUAAUAACUUCAGUGAUUUUCUUUUGAAAGAACGCUCAACAAGUUUAGUUAAUUUAAAGCAUAUGGAUCUUAGCCAUAAUAAAUUAGAUAGUGUGCUCGUGGAGGAGCAUUUUGCAGGCCUAUUGAAUCUAGAGUAUCUGGACUCAUUGUACAACUCUUUGAGAUUUGCUAUCGACAAAAAAUGGAUCCCUCCCUUUAGAUUGAAAGUUGCUAGAUUCCGGUCAUGCCUACUGGGCCCCAAUUUUCCAGAAUGGCUUAAAUCGCAGUCAAACAUUGAGGUUCUUGUUCUCAGUAAUGCGAAUCUGGAUGACAUUAUUCCUGAUUGGUUUUGGGUGACAUUUUCCCAAGCUUCAUUCUUGCAAGCAUCAGGAAAUAAAUUGCAUGGCUCAUUACCGGCACAGUUGCCUAUAAAAAUAGUAAGACUGAACCUAUCUUCAAACUCUUUAUCUGGUUCAUUGCCAUCAGAGUUAAAUGCUCCACUACUCGAAGAGUUUUUGCUUGCAAACAAUCAAUUCAUAGGCACCAUUCCGUCGUCUAUAUGCCAAUUGACUAAACUGAAAAGGUUGGACCUAUCAGGAAACCAGUUAACAGGAGAUAUUAUGCAGUGCCAAAAGGAACUUGUUCCAAACUCUACAGAUCAAUUUGGCUCUGACAUGCUGAGCUUAGCCUUGAAUAACAACGAUCUCACUGGUGAAUUCCCUAAAUUUCUUCAAAGGUCAUCAGGAUUAAUGUUCCUUGAUCUUUCUUACAACAGGUUAUUUGGAGGACUGCCAGAAUGGUUACCCCAAAAAAUGCCACACAUGAAAAUAUUAAGAGUGAGAUCAAAUAUGUUCAGUGGUCAUAUUCCUAAGAGUCUCACUUCCCUUCAUGGUCUUCAUUAUUUGGAUAUAGCACACAACAACAUGACAGGAAGCAUACCAUGGUCUUUGUCAAACCUGAAGGCAAUGAUGACAAUGGUGUCACAGGACACGGGUGAUUAUAUUUAUGAGGAGAGCAUCCCAGUAAUCACAAAGGAUCAAAAGCGUGACUACACCUUUGCAAUCUACCAGCUAUUGGUUGUUCUUGAUUUGUCAAGUAAUAGUUUGGCAGGACAGGUUCCAGAGGAGAUAACUUUACUCAUUGGGCUUACCAAUCUGAACUUGUCAAAUAAUCAACUCACCGGAGCAAUCCCAAACCAAAUUGGUGAUUUAAGGCAGCUGGACUCACUUGACCUGUCCUUCAAUGAAUUUUCUGGUGCAAUACCAUCAAGUUUGUCAGCUUUAACUUAUUUGAGCCACUUGAACUUGUCAUACAACAAUUUGUCCGGUGCAAUACCAUCCGGACAACAGCUACAAGCUCUUGACAACCAGAUGUAUAUCUACAUCGGUAACCCUGGUCUUUGUGGAGAUCCUGUUGGCAGGAACUGCUCAACACAUGAUGUAGAGAAAAGUGGCCUCGAAGAUAUAGAUCAUAUGCCAUCUGUUUUUCUUGGCAUGAGCAUUGGAUUUGUGGUGGGUCUGUGGACAGUUUUCUGCACUUUGUUGAUGAAGAGAACAUGGAGGGCUGCCUUCUUCCGGUUUGUUGAUAUGAUGUACGACAUGGUUUAUGUGCAAGUGGCUGUAAGGUGGGCUCACAUGAUGGAGAAAAAUCAAGAUGGUGCACCAUGAAGUAUCUACUAUAGUAUUUGUAUAUUUGCACCAUAUCUCUAUUUGUAGCUCUAAAUGAGCCCCGGCCCCUGGCUGGAUGUCUGUACUCUAUUGUAUUGUUAUUUGUAUGUUUGCACCAUUGCUCUAUGUGUAGCUCUAAAUGAGCGUUGGCUGGGCGUUUGUACUGCAUCGUAUUGGUAUUGGUAUUGGACAAAUCAAGAGUAUGUAUACGUUUGCUGGAUUGUUUAAGCUGAAGAAAAAAUAUACUGCCCUA
Molecule: messenger RNA, 5268 nt
Organism: Triticum aestivum (bread wheat)
Lineage: Eukaryota; Viridiplantae; Streptophyta; Magnoliopsida; Poales; Poaceae
Product: receptor-like protein EIX1
Exons: 1
Coding region: 69-5015 (1648 amino acids)
Molecular function (GO): protein binding
Source: RefSeq, a predicted model, not a curated record